AGUUGCGCGUCUGACAGAUAUGGCGGUACUUCGUUAGCUUUGUUUCACCUGUAGAGUUUACUUAACGAUUAUGCCUACAGACCAAGUUUAUCGAAAAUCAGGAAGUCCACAAGCUUCUACUGAGGUUUCUUCUUUGCAACUAAAUCGGACUAAAAACAAAGAAGCACUUGAGAAAAGCCUUAAGUGCAGACGUUCUGUAAAGGAGUUAGUCAAUCAAGGGAUAUUACUAAAUCCCUCUAUUUCACACCCUGAUAAGGUUCGCCAAUUGCAAAAAGCUAAGACUAGUGAUUUAUUGAAACGUAAAAUUGGACAACGGCCGGACAGACAGUAUCUUAUCAGCCAUCAUAUCUUAAGGGACGAUAAGCCGAGGACUUCACCUUUCGUCCUUGAGCAAUGUUACAAUUUAGAAAAGUCUCAGCUAAAGGAGACAUUAGCCGCGAAGCUUAUUUCCAGACCUGGUUCAUUGGAGUUAGUUGAGAAAGGAGUUCUGCAGGUUGAUCCCGGUGUUGAUUCACUCAUCAAACAAGGUUCUAUCCAAUAUCCUAGGGUCGAGUCCGUUUCAUUGGAAAGGAUUUCAUGUGAACGACUACAACCUAUUCAAGAAUUGAUCACUAUCCCACCACCUCCGCCACUUUCAUCAACUACAAAGGCACACUGUACAAAUUCCAGCCGUGUUGUUUCUGGAAGAAGUCGUUUAAUUAGUUCGAAUAAAACAUCCACAAGUCGGGCAAUUCGAGACGACACUGUUGUUUCAAAAUUAGGUUCAUUGGUUUUUCAUCAGUAUUGUCCAGACUCAUCGAGUUCAUCUUCUCCAAGCCUAGCUAAUGUCUCAUCCUUUCAACAAAAACAACGAGUUCGGGAAUUACAACAGGUUGAAAUGUUACGUCUCCAAGAUACCGCACGUGCUCAUCGUCUAGUCGAACAAGAAUUGUGUGAGCGCGUAAGUACAUGUAAAAAGCCCCUACAUGAAGACACAUCCUUCAUGGAUCUGACUCCUAACACAUUUAAUAAUCAAAUGAAUAGUCAACUAGCAUUAUCCUGCACUUCCAGUUCAAUGUCGUUGCAAGUCUCUCCAAACCCUUCAAACUCAAUAGUUUGUUCUAAGAAUCAGAUUGGUUUAAGUAACCAACGGACUGGUUCUUCAAAAACGUUACCGUUGGAAUCUAAUUUUAACUUACCCAGUCUUGCUCAUCUUACUCUCACUCAACUUAAAGGGGAAUGCAAGGACAGAAAUUUACCUCGUGCUGGUUCUAAAAUGCAAUUAAUGCGCCUGUUAAAUCCAUAUCGCCGUGAAAUAUUGGUAAAAUAUUUUCCUAAUUCUGUAAUGAAACAAAGUGAAGAAAUCGAAUUGGGGAUAAAUGGACCUCUUCAGUUUUAUCAUAAUGCAAAUCAAACACAGUCUUUCGUAAAACGUCAGGACCAACAUCAAAAACGUUUGGUGAAUUCUGAGCAACCUAUGAUGGAUAUCGAUGUCAACUUAAAAGAUUUUGACUCAUCACUACUAUCCCAAACUAAACCUGUGAAUUUAUGCACUACAGUAUUUUCUUCAGGAUCUACAAUGCCAAAAGAUCUACAAGUAUACUCUGAUGUUGUUAUGAGACCAGACGGUUCCAAUGUGUUAUUUGCUCAACCUUGUGUCUCAUUAAGGCAUUCUGUUUCAGCACCAUUCUUUCCGGAAGUUUCGUCUAACUCGUCCUCAGGACACACAAAUCAUUUUCAAAUUCCUUCUACACAAGGUAAUAUAUCUUCGACAACUCUAAUACCGGUUACUUUCGUUAAUGAUAAUACAAUGAGUGAAACAGACCAAAUUUCACAAAUUCCUGUCUCAACAUAUGAAUUACAGUUUGUUCAACCUACAUCGAAACAAUCAUUUGUAUGCAUGACUCCAAAUGUUCUUUCAGACAAUCAAACAUCAUCCAAUGGAAAUCUUUUACAUCAUCAUCCAUUAACUAGUAUUCCGUCAUCGGAAUCUGGUUAUAUUAUCACUUCAAAUCAACGUCUCCCAUUACCCUUAUCUAUAGAUAAUAGCGUAUCAUCACCAUACAGUGAAUCACAGACGAUGCAUCAUACUUCUGUAAAUAACUCACUUGACAAUCAAUCAUUUUCCGUAUACUCACCAGUAGCAACAUCAAAUCCUACUGGUAGUGAAGGUGGCGGCGGUGGUUGUACUGGUUUUUCAACACCAUCGACAACACUUCAUCAAAUUGAAGAGAUGUGGUUAAGGAUUCGUCAAUUAAGACGUAAUAUUGAACAGACGAAAAUUUCACAAUAUAGUUCAAAUGAGUCUGAAACUUUGUCAGCUCCAGCAAAUUUAGAAUAUUUACAACAAGAACACAAUCGUUUAGCAGUACUUUGUCGUCUGCUCAUUAUUGAACGUUUAGAUACGUUGGAUGAAAUAAGUGCAAAUGGUACUAGAUUUUUUGAAUCAAACGAUUCGUCCAGUUCUGAUUUCAAAAUUGAACGAAAUUUAUUAAAUUCUUAUUUAAGACGACUUGGUGGUUCAAUUUUAACAAAUAGUUUAUCUUCACCCAAUACAGAAUCAAUCUUGUCAACUAAUUCUAGUUCGUUUUUAUUUGAGCAAUCGAGUUGUGGUCAUACAACGAAUUAUACUACAUGUAAUACAUUACAAACACCGGAAAAAAUGUUUUCUGAUUCUUAUCCUAUGACACCUGAGUCAAGAUUUGAUGAUCACGGAAGUGUUGAGUUUACGGACAUUACUACUACUAAUAGUAAUAAUAAUAGUAGUAGUCAUGAAUUAUUUAAUCAUGAACAACAAUUAACAUUAAACAAUAAUGAUAUAUUGAAUCAUCACUGUGAUGAAGAUGAUGAUGAACAGAUUUGUUCUGACUUGCAAAAUUCACCUGUUUCUGGUCAUUUGAAAUCUUGUGCAUAUGAUAAUCCACUGGAACAACUCCCAUCACCAAUGACUACAGAUAUACUUUUUGAAUUAUGGAAUAGUGUUGUGGAAGAUACUUCUGGACAAUCAAUGCUAACUACUAAUACCGUCACCACUACUGGUUCUACUAAUGUUGAUUCGUCUAACGCAACUAUGUACAAUAAUAACCACCAUGAUAUAUCCAUUACAAAUCCAAAUGAUUUAUCAAAUUUUUACUCAGUUCAAAGUAUGAUUUGUUGUUCAGUGUUUGCCUAUUUAUUAUUUUUUUUUCGUGUGUGUAAUCUUUUCGUUUUCGAAACUACUUCAUCAUAUUAUUGAAGUUUGAAAUGCGUUAGGUCAACAAGUUGUAUAGAUUGUCAGGUCCUGAAACAUGCCGUUUUUUACCAGUAGUUUGCCAUUUUUGUCAUGAAAAGGGAGGUAGCACGCUAUAUUUAUGUAAGAACAGAAGUUGCAAUUCAGUUAAUCCAUCUGCUAAUUGGUUAGAACUAGAUAGGUGGGAAGAAGUAUAUUGAUAGAAAUCAAUCAUAGAAUGGAACAAAUUACAAUCGUUGAUAUUCAGUUAACUAUUUAAAGCAUAACUAUAUAUACUCUCAGUAGUAUCGAUCAUCAUGAAUAAUAAACUGGGAAAAUGCCCUAUUUGUCUUAUUUUUCUGAACUCUGUCUAAUCCAAAAGGAAGGGUUGGCUUGUUUGAUUAUGUUUACAACUAUGUGUUUUCACGUAAGACGAUAAAAUACGGAAUUUCAAAACAUUAGCAAACUGAAAAGAGGACGUUUUAAACAGCGUUAAAGUAAGAGCAAUAUAGUUUGACAGUUAUAUGUUAGCCAAUUUUUUCGGUUGUAAAACGGUCAUAUUUAAAAGGUCUUUUGAGGACUUAUUCAUGAUUUUCAUCUCUAAAGUUUCACCAAUUUAUUCCAUAGAUGUUUAACUGUUGUUUAUAGGAUUAAUCAUGCCCUUUGGAAUGAGAGUGUGCAUGAGCGUUUUUCGGUGUUAUGAAAGACAGUAUUUAAUUAAUAAGGCUGUCUUGAGAAACACUUUAACAAACAAAGUUUUCGUACUUUAAGUAUGGAAUAUAGUUCCCAUGACUUUUGAGAUGGUUAAGAAAAGGAGAGAUUGUUAAAUUUUUCGUGAUACUUCAUAAUAAAAAUCAACUGUGUUUAAAUAACUAUGUCGAUUGUUGAUUGUAUAAUUUGUUCUCUUAUCGUGUUACUGUUUUAUUAUAAAUAUGCCUAUAACAGGUAAUAAUAAUACAAUGAAUUUUACAGAUGCAUCAUAUCAUACAGUUAGAAAUACAACUGAUAACUAUAAAAGUAGUGGGAAUAACACUACUUCAUUGUCUUGUUCUUUUAUUUCUUCCUCUCCCGUUAUUACGUCCACGACUACUACUACUACCACCACUUCUGCUAAUACUACUCCAUCUCCUAUUCCCGCUUCUCCUCCUGCUGCCUUGAUGAGAUCAAUAGCUUGUAGUACUGUUUCUCCGACUACUACUGUUCAAUCGAAUAUCAAUUAUCCAUCAAUGGACAGAGAUCAAUUGCCCGUUCAGUUAUCGGAUAGUUUAGGAAGAAUACCUGUUAUUAACCAUCGUUCAUCGCCAUCUAAUUUGCAAUCUAAUAAUUUUCUACAUUAUCCAACUUUUAAUUCUCAAACAUUUAUCCCAUCAUCCAAUUCAUUAACUCCCACUACUGCUUCUACUAUUAUGUUCAGUAAUCAUGGAAAUGAAAUGAAUCCUCAAUCCCAUCCGUUAUUAUGGUCUAAUUUAUCUCAUGCAGCAGAUAGAAUUUUAUCUGUCAAGAAAAGUAGUUCAUCAAAUGUGUUCAGUACUACUACUGAUCAUAUUAAUACUAAUGAUAAACGUGUCGGAUUUCUACAUUGUACUGAUAAAUCAUCAUCUCACUUAUGUUCAAUGAUAAAUUUCGGGUCGACUUCACAAAAUCAUAUACGACAACCAACUACAGAAUUUCUAACGGAUAUUUUAUUGACAUCGUCAUCAUCAUCAUCGUCAUUCAAUAAUAAUCCCAGCUUAAGUGUUGGUGAAUUAAUGGAUACAACAACAACGACAACAACCAAUACAGAUUUUUCAUCGAUUUUAUCAUUUCCUGUUUCAUUAAAUUUAAACUGGUCAAUAGGUACUUAAUUGCACAGGUUGUAAUGAUGACAGUGAUGAGACCUAUUCUUUCUGUUAUGCUUGUUGUUGUCACCUUAUUAAUGUCCAAUCAAAUUCACAUUUAAUUGAGUUCAAACCAAUGAUGUCUUUCAAUGAGUUUAUUUACUUACAUCCAUGUGAUUCUGAUACUCUCUCUUUCUCGGUCUCUCUUUAUGUGUAUUUGUCAUUCGAGAGUACAUUCUUAAUAUGUUUUUAUUUUUAUAGUUACAUUACAAAUAACAGCUCUAUAUUAUUUUGGCUUGAAUUAGUUGUUUCACGUUAUUCUUCUCUCUUCCCCUUAUCCUUUGUAAUUUUUCUUUUUAUUAUGACAGUUGAAAUAUCCUUAUUUACCUAUAGGAAUAUAUAUCAACAUUUGAAUGUAAAUGCUACACAUUAAUUUAUCAACGAGUCUUUUGAAACAAUUUUAUUUAAACAUUUUGAUCUGAAUAAAUGCUGAUUGUUAUUUCUGCUUCAAUAGGUAUAUUUAUUUAUUGUACAUUUUAGUGCUUACAUCUUGUAUAAAAUCAAUAAAAUAUACCAUAUUGUUAACGAUUCCACAAACUUGUCGCUAUUAUAAUUUACACUAUUUAUCUUUUUGCUCUAAGUUUUGUACAUGUCUAUAAUGUGAAUAAUAGUUAUGAUUAGAAUUGUUAUUUUCGUGCCUUAUCGAAUUAUCAGCUUAUAUCCAUCUAUCUAUUUAAUCUCUGUGUAUAUGAAACUUUAUUGUAAAUGUUUAAGGUAUUUCUUUUUUUCCUGUUUCUACCGCCUUUACUGUUCUCAUUGUUCAAAGUUUCGAUACUUAAAGCAUCUCCGUUUGCAGUUGUUGUUCAGACUGGUUAUAAGAUUGAAAGGAAGAGAAAGAUAGGGGUCGGUACAAAAUUCCUUGUUCAUAUGUUAUUUUACUUGAUCUUAAUUAUAACAAUGGUGAUUUUCGUUUGUAGGAAAAAAAGAACCACUUCAGCCCCAUACUUGUUUGUAUUUAUGUAUAUUCAACUGUUUAGUGUUAGCAUCAAUAUUAAUAGAAAUAAUAUUGUAAUUUACUUAGACUAACCAUUAUUUUCCUAAAUAUAUCUUGUUUCCCUUUACUUUCAUUUUGUUACCUAUUCAAAAUUGUACUUUUACGACAGCUUGUUUCUGGUUGGCGCAACUAAUCAACAAGUAUAUGUUUGCGAAAAACAACGCACACUAAUGAAUUGCAUCAUACACUAUUUUCAAUUAAAAAUACACCCAACGUAUGUAAUACUUUCUUGUUAUUUUAAUAAUAUGAUACUUUAUCCUGUUUUAGUGAUUUACUGCAUCACUUCAGAAUUAUGUACAAAAUCAGUAUUUUAUAAACUGGUCCAGUAAAAUUAUUAUUUGUCAUUCCUACAAUUUUUUCUCCUAUGUGUAUGUAUAUAUGUGUGUUUUUCACACUAAAAGUGUAUAACGACUACCUCUUUUCACUUUUUUUGCAUCCAUUUAAAUUGUUUGCUUUCAGUGAAUGUAUGAACUGAAAACAAGCUUACAUUAAAUCACAAUAGAUGAUAGGGUCAUUCAAAGUAAUCUGAUAUUUUACUUUGAAUUGCUUUCAAAAAAUUGUUUCUUCUUUUUGAUUGUGUAAUAUGUUAGCUAUGAGUUUCAGGUAAUGUCCGUUUAAUUUGAACAAGUCCUAUUAAGUUAUUGGAGAUAAUCGACAGGAAGGUCUGAGCUUUGGAUUCAUGUUCGUUGGAAUUCAUCGUCCACAAGGCCAGCCAAACUGGUUAAAAUAUAUUCAUUCAACUGCUUGGUUACGUUUUCAACUCUAAUUCUUACAUAGCGGAGUUUUAUAAUAAACCGACUACAUAAUCUUAGCUUAGAAUUUGCCUUUACAUCUGUGUAGCUUCUAAGUAAUUACUACUUUAGAGGAAGCAUUGCUUAAUUGAUCAACCAACAUUAAUUUUGUAUUGAUUUGAUUAUUAACUGUAAAGCUUAUACUAUUCGUAAAGAGCCUUGAUGAGGAACUGAUUAAAAAUAUAUUUCUUU
Molecule: messenger RNA, 7041 nt
Organism: Schistosoma bovis
Lineage: Eukaryota; Metazoa; Platyhelminthes; Trematoda; Strigeidida; Schistosomatidae
Source: the annotation of a GenBank genome assembly